CGACCACACCGGGCAGCUCGCAGGGCAGAGCCGCGCUGGAGGCGCACGGAGAGCGACGCACCGCGCACUGCACCGGCCCGGUAAACCGACACCUGCCCGCCACGUUCACCAGCUUCCUCCCCCACCACCACCACCCUCUGCGUGUGCCGGGUGGAGGCGCUGCCUCGGAUCGUCGGGUAUGAAGAAUAAACACAGCCACCAACAGGUGAAGACGGCGGCGGCUCCGGGGCGGCUCGACAUGUCGGGCUUCGAGGUGACUCUCCAGCAGCUGAACGACCUGCUGACGGACGACAGCGGCUUCUACAGCUGGCCCACCAAACACUUCCAUGAGGUCUACCCGAGGAUCUACGUGGGCAAUGCGUUUGUGGCGAUGAACGUCAUGCGUCUCAAGCGUCAGGGCAUCACCCACAUCCUGAACGCUGCAGAGGGGAACUCCUUCAUGCACGUCAACACCAACACUGAGUUCUAUGCCGGCACGGGCAUCAUUUACCAUGGCAUACCAGCCAGUGACACAGACCACUUCGACAUCAGUGUUUACUUUGAGGAGGCUGCAGACUUCAUCGAGAAGGCGCUGGCAUACAAAAAUGGAAAAGGUAAAGUGUACGUUCACUGUAGGGAAGGCUACAGCCGCUCGCCAACCUUAGUCAUAGCCUACCUGAUGCUGCGCCAGAACAUGAACGUCCACAGCGCUCUGGCCACGGUGCGUCAGAAGAGAGAGAUCGGACCCAACGACGGCUUCCUCCGCCAGCUCUGUCGGCUAAACCAGAGGCUGGAUGCCGAGGGGAAGUUCUGGAACAAAUGAGGCAGACGAGAGAAGGAAGGAAUACAGUCUGUAAGGCAGAAACACAAGUAUGCUCAAGUGCACAUCACCUUCUUUCACUUGUUCUACAGCUUUAACGAGCCGCAGAUCUGUGAGAUGUGAGGAUAGCGGGUAAGGAAAGACGUUUUCCCCUAGACGAGGGCUGAAAGCACUGAGAGUAUGUACAGUACAGCUUACAGACAAACGUUUGACAUGUACAGUCUCUUAUUGUGCCCAAACCAACACCAGUGAUACCGUGUGCUGAUUGUACAAUGUGAUGUGUAAAUCCAGGUUCACUGCAUUCACUGUGCUUGCCAGUGUAUAUUCUGAGUACUAGAUUUAUCUUGGUUCACGUGACAAAAGGCCAACCACUAAGCAUACUUUACAUGUCCCGCGCAGUUUGGUGUGUGCUUUUUUUUUUGCUGCUCAUUACUCCAGAGAAGAACAUCAAGGUAUAAAGGGAAUGUUAAUGUGCAUUCAAAUGCACAAAAUGGAUGGUGUAACAGAUUCUGUCAGUGCUUUUUCUCAUCCAGCCGUCUUUGAUCUCGCUCCCACUUUGUCGCCGUUGCGUCCUGCGUGCCUGCCUCGCACAUGCAAACACUGCCAACUGUCUCCGUCCCUGCAGCUCCCCGAGGGGAAUUCAAGCGGACACUGUGACUUUUCGUAUUUGAUCGUAGUUGCAGGGGUACAAUACAGCUAUUUUUGUCUAAUAUUCUUAGUGAACCACACAACCUUCGACUUAUCUUGUACUCACUUCCAGAAGCCUGCCUCAGGAGUACGUCUCAGUCAGAAGUCUGUUGUGCUGUUAUGGUGCUUUAUAGCUGCUUUAUUGACACUAUUUCGUACUCCAAGAAAAUUCAGCUUUUGAUAGUUAAAUUAUGCCGAUCUGACAUUAAUGGAACAGCAAAGGACCCAAGGAAUGGUUUCAACCCACUUGCCAGAAUAAAUGUGGCCAGUGUACAUUUCUGCAGACCACAGAUACAAAUUUAACUUGAAGUUUCUUUACUUUUUGCUUAUUUAGGUUAAAUCUUCACUUUCAUGUUGUGAUAUGUGAUAACCGUUUGGUUAGGGUUUUCUUGCCAAAAACACAGCUGGAGCGUAUCCCGCGGACGGGUUAAAACAAUACUCAGUGGUUUCACGCUUACAAAUGAUGGAACUUCAUAUGCAUGAAAUGUUAAUGUAAUGUGACAUUUAUUGUAAAAUUGUCAAUAUGGUAUGACGUGUGCAAAUUUGAAGGUACCCAUGGUUUACAGAAAUGUCAACUGCCAACAAUGAAUCCCGCAGACUGGGCUGAUGGUUUAGCAUUUCGGGAAAUAUACUGUCACCUUCCUGAUGAAUGUUUUAAUGAUACUAUCAUGUCUGUGUGCUAAAUAUGAACACCCUUAGCCAGUUAUCUUAGCUUCGCACGGAUACUGAUAACAAGCUAUCCUGGCUCUCUCCACAGCUAACAAAACCAAAUUGACUGCAAAACCAAAAAUCUGCAGGAUUGUCUGUUCUGUUUUCUUCCAAGAACAUGUCAUUUCACCAUGCAUAAGUGUAAACAAACAAGAUAUUACAUGUGAAUUAGUGAGCUUUACAGGUGAUGGCUACCUGGUCAGCUGUUUUCUUAAUAUUUCUUUAUGCUAUGCUAAGCUAACCAGCUACUGGCAGUUGGUUCAUCUUUACUCCACAGACAUGGGAGUGGUAUCAAAUUCCCCAUCUAACUCUCAGCAAGACAGUAGAUAUGUGUAUUUCCCAAAACGCCAAACUGCUCCCUCAUUGUCGGCUAUGGGAUGUUGUGUCUCGCGUUCUUACAUCAGACAGUUCAUUCUAGACACAAGCCCCGUUGGGUUGCUGAGGGUGUAUGUCCUGUAGCUUUAUGCCAAAGGGUCCAGUGAGUUGAAACCAAGCCACUUAAUUCCCAGAUUGUAACUUAAACACUGCCAGAAUAUGAUAUAUGUUUGACAGUAGCUUAAACAUUAUUGGAUAACUUCUCAGAUAACACCUUUUUGCACAUUAGCGUGUGUUUAUGCAGUUUUAUAUUGUACAGCGGCAUGCUUUCAUACGUGUGGGCCAAAGUGUUGUUUAUACUCCCUUGUUAGCACAGCCGUGUAUAUGUGUGUAUUUAUGGAGGAACUUAGUGCAUCACUGAGUGUGCGUUAUUCAUCGCAGUGUGCAUUAUCAAGCCUGUAACCUGUGAGUCAUCAUGUGCAUUACUGAGUAGGAUGUGAUGUAAUUGGUCAAGUCGGUAGGCUUCCAUCGAGUCUCACAGAUUCUGACACCGCUUACAUGAAGUGCACUUUAUCUAAUGACACUUGUGAUUGUUGUUGCUCUCUUUUCUUAUGUACAGUAAUAAACAGAAGACAGCA
Acanthopagrus latus (yellowfin seabream) is the source of this 3147-nucleotide messenger RNA. RefSeq names its product dual specificity protein phosphatase 3-like. The transcript is spliced from 3 exons. Gene Ontology annotation, molecular function: MAP kinase phosphatase activity; protein tyrosine/serine/threonine phosphatase activity. NCBI's taxonomy places the organism in Eukaryota, Metazoa, Chordata, Actinopteri, Spariformes, Sparidae. Gene Ontology annotation, biological process: negative regulation of MAPK cascade; protein dephosphorylation. Gene Ontology annotation, cellular component: cytoplasm. The coding region runs from base 179 to 802 and encodes 207 amino acids. The record is from RefSeq and is a predicted model, not a curated record.